AUGGACCACCAAAUGCCCUACAGCGCGUAUCAGCGCGCUAUGGGCUACCCCGAGACCCCGGGACUAGGCGCCGGUGGAAUGGGCCAACCGCCGCCUGGGUAUAUGAACGCGAUGGGCCUACCUCAACAAGUCGAAGCUUCGCUCGACGAGAACGGACAGAUAUUCCAACUCGUGAUCAAUCUCAUGAGUCCGGAUACGCGUGAGAAUGCGUUGCUGGAGCUGAGCAAGAAACGCGAGCAAUACGAGGAUCUCGCGAUUAUUCUCUGGCACUCGUUCGGCAUCAUGCCCGCGCUACUGCAGGAAAUUGUCUCUGUAUACCCCAUGCUCUCUCCGCCUAAUCUCACGGCGCACGUCUCGAACCGGGUCUGCAACGCACUCGCUCUGUUGCAAUGCGUCGCGUCGCAUGCAGACACGCGACAACUAUUCCUGAAUGCCCAUAUACCGCUCUUCCUCUACCCCUUCCUCAAUACCACCUCCAAAACGCGUCCGUUCGAAUACCUCCGCCUGACCUCCCUGGGCGUCAUCGGCGCACUCGUUAAGCAAAACGACAAUACCACCGUCAUCCACUUUCUCCUUUCGACAGAGAUCAUUCCUCUUUGUCUCCGCAUAAUGGAGACCGGUUCUGAGCUCUCAAAGACUGUCGCGAUCUUCAUCGUCCAGAAGAUCCUCCUCGACGAGACAGGGUUGCAGUACAUCUGCCACACUUACGAGCGCUUCUACGCCGUCAGUACUGUGCUCAGUAACAUGGUCGGCCAGCUCGUGGAUAGUCAGGCCGUCCGCCUUCUCAAGCACGUCGUGCGCUGCUACCUGCGCCUCAGCGAUAACCCGCGCGCUCGCGAAGCAUUGAGAGCCUGUCUUCCAGAGGCUCUGAGAGACAAUACGUUUAAUAACCUACUCAAGGGUGAUAUGGUGACCAAACGGUGUCUCACUACUCUACUCAACAACCUGAACGCCGAAAUUUGA
This is a messenger RNA of Peniophora sp. CBMAI 1063, 963 nucleotides long. The record is from the annotation of a GenBank genome assembly. NCBI's taxonomy places the organism in Eukaryota, Fungi, Basidiomycota, Agaricomycetes, Russulales, Peniophoraceae.